Molecule: messenger RNA, 3590 nt
Organism: Oppia nitens
Lineage: Eukaryota; Metazoa; Arthropoda; Arachnida; Sarcoptiformes; Oppiidae
Product: serine/threonine-protein phosphatase 2A regulatory subunit B'' subunit beta-like
Exons: 8
Coding region: 254-3577 (1107 amino acids)
Biological process (GO): protein dephosphorylation
Cellular component (GO): protein phosphatase type 2A complex
Molecular function (GO): protein phosphatase regulator activity; calcium ion binding
Source: RefSeq, a predicted model, not a curated record
UAAAUUUGUUCAAAUUUAAACGAUAGUAUAUAACAAUAUAUAUUAUGUUAAUUUUCAAAAAAUCACAAAAAAUAUUAUAUUAAUAACAAUAAUAAUCACAUUUGACUACAAAUAAUAUUUUUAUGUAAACUAUUGAUACGGAAGUAUUUUCUGGUCUUAAUAUAUCGUAUAUAUAUAUAUAUAUACCGUAAAGGCGUUGUCGGGUUAGAAGAUAAAGUUAAUUUCCAGUUAAUCCUUAACUGUCAUUCAUGUUAUGUGUGCGAGUGGGCCGACAACAUCACAGGUACUGCCGUCACGUAAAGUAGUCACUCGGAGAACAGUUUAUCACCGAUCGGUUUGCGUAGAUCUGAGAGCCGUCCGUUCCGUUCACGCUUUAGAGCACUGUCCAUGUAUUAUUGACCCGAAACUGGUCGGCAAUCUCAAUGGUAAUGACUGCGGAUCAGUUCAUUACGGAUUGUGUUCGCCACUGACUUUACCGCCUGUCGUCAACAUACCAGUGCUGCCGUCGUCGCCGACACAGUCGGCGCACACAUUGACACCAAUUGUGGCCAAAUCGGAGAGUUUCCGCGACAAAAUCCAGGCCGCCAUUGAGCUCCUGGCUGUCGAAGAGGAACCGGCAGAUUUGGAAACAUUGCUCAGAAAUUUUGUGAUUGAAGACCGAAGACGUCAAGAAGCGAGACAGUCAUCGGCCGCCACUCUGGACUCGAAGACCGGCAAAAAGAUUAUCAUUAGAUCCCAUUCCCAGAUAGAUGUGCUAAACAAUUAUCGCAACGAUGUCACAGUUGACGGGUCGACUACAUUACCAAACGAUGGAUUGUCAUCGAGUUUGGUGCGAUCGCGACUCUCCAAGUUUGACACCGACCGGAGCCGAUCAUUGUCUCCAUCGCCGUCCACCAACCGAUCCACACAACGCCAACACUUAACAGGUCCGCCAUCUGUAGAGUCGUUACAGUUGUCAGAGUCGUUGUCGUCAUCGUCUUCAUCGCCAACAUCGCAGUCAUCAUCGGCAGAGAAAGUAAUUUUUGGCAUCAGUCCUAAGUCUAAUUCACUGUCGAGAUAUAAAACGUUGAUAGAGUCUCGUAGGUAUGAGCCGUCCUCCUCUUCCUCAUCAUCGCAAUCAUCAUCGAUAACAACAAGUCCUAUUAAUAGUCAAUUGUUUAGUGAAUUAGAAGACAAUGAGUUGCUGACUACCGGUGCUGACCGUCAGCAACAACGACAUCAAACAAUACACGUGAGACCAUAUAUGAGAGAUAGUAAUAAUACACCUGUUGGUGGUGUUGUCACCAAAAUAGAUGGCUUAUUGUCAGCGCAAUCGCCAACAAAUGUAUCGUUCGUAUCGGUGCCAGAAAGAGAACCGACUUCUGCGCGAACGCCAAGUGUUGUUGACUCUAAAAGUAAGUCAAACUCAGGACAGAUCACCGCAUCUUAUUCUUUAUCAUCAUAUGAACCGCAAACUGUAUCGCAAGCAUCAGUCGUCGCAUCCAAUGUUCAAAUGUCGCCCUCACCGGUCAAAAGUGUGUCAACCAGUGCUAAGAAGACACCGACUACAGGCAAACUAUUGAACACAACUGACUCACGUAAUGGUAAAAAUGGUGUCAAAGCGCGACCACUGUCGGCACCCGAACCCACUUUAGAGGAUAUAUUUGUUCAGCAGUUGACUGACGACGAAAAGGCUAUAUUACAGAAAAACUCGCGGAUCAGUGGUGCCAAAGAUGGACAAUUAGUUAUGGAUAAUAAUAAUACUAUAAAUGAUAAGUUGUCGGUCGGCCUAAAUGGGAACGGUCUUAAAUCUAAACCGGUCAUCGAUAAACCCAAACCUAGAAUCAUAACGUUGUCCAAACCGUUGCCAAAACCGGAACCCAAAGCUCCAGAACCUAAAUGUGUAAACGGAAAGCUAGUAUUCGGACAAAUACCUGUUAAGCCUGUACUUAGUAAAGGAUCGGUAGCCGAGAGAGUGUUAUUGUUUGAAAAGUGUCCGGAAAAGACAUCUGUGACCAAAGUUAAGGUGUCGGACAAAACACGUGAAAAGAUAACUUACAAUAAAGUGGGACAAUGGAUGAAACUCAAUGAUAAUAAUAAUAAUAAUAAUAAUACAAAUAAUAAUAAUAUUACUAAUAAGCAGAAUGAUAUAAUUGGGCGACGAUUUUCCCGAAGUAACUCAUUGACGUCCACACCUGCGGGACAGUUGCCUAAGUUUUACUAUCCGGUGGGUCGACCCUAUUCAUCACACGAAGUGGAAACACAGAUACGUAAAAUAACUUCAGUUUUUGAUCGAUUUCCCACCAGAAUAGUGGGCCGUAAAGAAUUGGCGGCAAUACUCAAAUUAGUAGGUCUACCCCUCUAUUGGAAAGAACCAGUGUUUCGGGCCGUUAAUAAAGCGGCCAAUACUAACGGUAAUAAAAAUAUCAAUAAUAAUAAUAAUAAUAAUGGAAACGGAAAGAAGGAAUUAAUUACUUGCGAAGCAUUCGUCGACUAUUGGAAAAAACUGAUCUCAACGUGUUAUGAUAAUACGUCACGAUUUUUUAAGAUUAUGACCGGCGGUCAGCGUAACUACUUAUUGCCCGAAGAUUUUGUGCCAAUGCUUCAGGACGUGAUCGACACACAUCCCGGUCUGGCAUUUCUCAAGGAAGCUGAAGAGUUUCAUUCGCGAUACGUACAUACAGUUAUAGCCCGAAUCUACUAUUGUGUUAAUAAGUCGUGGACGGGAAGGAUAACACUACCGGAGCUCAAAAAGUCAAACUUCAUACAAGUCUUGUCAUUGUUGGAAGAGGAAGACGAUAUCAAUCAGAUAACGGAUUAUUUUUCUUACGAACACUUUUAUGUGAUUUAUUGCAAGUUUUGGGAACUGGACAAAGACCACGAUCUGUUCAUCAGUAAAACAGAUCUCAGUCGACACAAUGAUUCCGCGAUAUCGUCGCGAAUGAUUGACCGCAUAUUCUCGGGUGCCGUCACUCGAGGCGAUACUCGAAAAGACGGUUUGCUAUCAUAUUCUGAGUUCGUCUGGUUUUUGUUGUCCGAAGAAGACAAACGCCAUCCGAGGUCUAUAGAGUAUUGGUUCCGAUGUAUGGAUUUGGAUGGAGACGGAUAUCUAUCGAUGUAUGAAUUGGAGUACUUCUAUAGUGAACAAACCAAACGAAUGGAAGCCAUUGGUAUCGAAGCGCUUCCGUUCAACGAUUGUUUGUGUCAGAUGUUAGAUCUGGUCCGACCUAAACAUUGCGGACAAAUCUCAUUAUCCGAUCUGAAGAGGUGUCGUCUGACGCCAAUCUUUUUCGAUACUUUCUUCAAUUUAGAGAAAUACUUAGACCACGAACAGAGAGAUCCGUUUGCCUCGAGUCGCGAUGAGGACGGACUAACAAUGUCUGAUUGGGAUCGGUUUGCGGCCGAAGAGUAUGAACUGUUGGUCGCCGAAGAAAGUGUUCAGCAAACGAAUCAAAAUUUAUUGGACUUUACCGGUGAAACGGUUAUCACUGGUGACUAUACUACACGCGGCGGUAAUAGUGGUUCGCGAUAUACAUCACAGCCACCCGAUUACGAGUCGGACUAUUGCGACCCACAGGAUGACAGUGAUCUUGUUUGACAAAACACAUACA